This is a messenger RNA of Symbiodinium necroappetens, 2209 nucleotides long. The record is from the annotation of a GenBank genome assembly. Lineage: Eukaryota; Dinophyceae; Suessiales; Symbiodiniaceae.
AUGAAGGACAUGGGCAUCUUCAUGGGGCCGCGCAAAGUCCUGGCUGAGCGCAUCGCUGCGGUGUCUGCCCCGCCGACGGCCGCGAGCGGAUUCCAGGACGACCCAGAUGCCACGGAGUUCAUCCGGGGGCUGGCCAAGGCUAAGCCAACGGACCUGGGUGCAGGUGUGCAGGUCUUCGAGCUCACAAAGUCCUUGCCCGCAGAGCCCUACCAACAGAGCGGCUCGAAGCUGCUGACGCGCAACACCACGCGCCAGGCCUGGAAGGCCACUUUCACAGUCAUGCAGACAGGCAUCAAGCGCGUGGCCAUGCUGGGCAUCCCCGGUAUCGGAAAAAGCCGAAGUCUGGCGCUGGGCCUCUGGCACCUGGUGACGGGCGAGCUGCUGCAAGGGCUCUCCCAGCCCGUGGCCAUCGUCUACGAGGCGAGGGAGGGGGUCAAAGUCUAUUUUUUCACCAAGGACCAGUCUGGCCAGUGGAAGGCGCAGAGCCGGUCGAUGCAUCAGUGGGAUGCUGCCAGCUGCGAGCACCUGACGUGCGCUGACAACUGGUACCUGGUGGAUGCGUACAACACGCUCUCAACGGGUAAAUUCAUCGCCAGAACCGUUCUCGCGUGCAGCCCAGACCGGAAACACUACUCCAAUUUUCUCAAAGAUGGCGGCCGCUGCGUCUAUUGCGAAUCGUGGUCGAAAUCUGAGCUCGAAGCGGCGCACACUCGCAUUGAUGGCUGUGAUCUCAAGACCAUGCUGGAGAGGUACGACAAGAUCGGAGGAAAUCUACGGGCGCUGUUGCUUGAUGAAGACACAUUCAAAAAGUAUGUUAGAGACCAAAAUUCCGAGGCCGUGGACUGGAGCCGCUUGAGGCCUGCUUUCUGCGGCACGUUGGACAACCAGGACAAAAUACUUCUCACGCGCCUAUUCACCUACGUCAGCAAGGAUGGCCUCGACUACAAGGUUGAUUUCUGCUGCACCGGUGUUGCUGCACAGCUUGCCGACAUGCACUAUAACAACCUCGUACAGAUGUGGAGUGACCCAAACGACUCCAAUUCGAGGAAGUGGUUCGAGAACUUUGUCGGCCCCCUUUUGACCUCACCAUGGUGUAGGCAGCAGAAGCUUGCAGCAUGGACCAUCACGAACAAAGGCAAGGAAAAGACCACCUGGAACCACAGCAACCCCUUUGAGGUUGUCGACGUUUUGGAGCUCCUGGAGUGCGACACAAGUGAAGUCUUCGAUCACAGAUGGCGGGCGGCUGUGGGGCAGGAUCUAAAGAAGAAGCUUCUUCACAGCCCAGAUCUUUACCCAGGCAUCGACUAUUUGCUGGAGUUCAACCACGGCAUCUCCGUGAUGAAUUCGCUGUCGCACAACAUUGCGCCGUUGUUUCUAGAUAAAUUGCGUGGCGCAUUCGAGGGCCACACAGAACACAGUUUCACCCUCACAUUCUUCAUUACAGGAGCCCCGGCGAGUUUCAAACCGAAGAGUGGGCAAGAAUUCAACAACCUGAUGGCACUGGCGAAGGAGCCCAAUCCGGUGUUUAAGAACGUUCAUGUACAGGUCGUGCAGAUUCCAAAGACGCGUGAGCCGCUCACGUCGACCAUGCCAACAGCGAGUGAAACCAGGUCGAUCUUCGACGGAAGCACGAGGCUCGGCGUUGCGUUUGCCCGGCCUCGGGUGGGUGGUAGGGCUGCAGGUUGGCUUGCCAUUUCUUCUGGACAGAUUGGCCGUACUUUGGUUUCGCUGAAGUUUUGUUUGAGCUGCAAUUGUAUUUUUGCCGCAUUUCGGCUGCAUUUGCGCUCGGUGACGGGCAAGUGUCUGCCAGAAGGGUUCCGGCAGCCCGAGGCCAUCGUCUACGAAGCCCGGGAGGGCGGCAGGGUCUUCCUUUUCACCAAGGGCCAGGAUGACCAGUGGAAGGGACAGCGCCAGUCGAUGCGACCAUGGGAUGCUGCCGACUGCCUGUACCUGGAGGACCCCAACAACUGCUAUUUAGUGGAUGCUUUCGAGAAAAGACCCACCUUGAAGUUGGCUGCCAAGACUUGGCUCGCCUGCAGCCCAGACCGGGAGCACUACAGCGAUUUCAUCAAAAGCGGAGGCACGUGCGUCUACGUAGAAGCCUUCUCCUGGCAGCCGCGCGCGGGCCACUUCUGGACACGGGAUGUGCGGGGCGCGCGCGCCGCGCUGAUGGCCGCGGGGCACUGCCUCAGGGUGGCCAAGCGCUGGG